AAACCACAAAUGUGGCAGAAAACACCCCAUUUCACCCUCAUCUCAUCUGACUUUGCACUUGUUGACAAUGACUGAUUCAAACUCGGCUGAUAAGAAGCUGCCAGAGGAUGAUGGUGGCAGUGUAAAAAAGGGCAAAAAGAAGCAAAAGAAGGAAGAUGGCUGGAGACCAGAGGGACCCAGAGACCCAUUUGCCAUGCUGGACUCUCUGCCAGAAAAGAAGCAGCAAGAGAUCCAGAGAGCCCUCCACCUCUUCUCCAUGGGCCCAAGUCUGCCUAAGACCUUGCAGCAGGCCAAGAGACAUACGUACCACUUCUGGAACACACAACCUGUCCCCAGACUGGAUGACAAUAUCACAACUCAUGGCCCAUUAGUAGAGGGCGAAGUCAGCGUCCGUGAGGAGUCCUACUCUCUACCUCAAGGUUUUUGCUGGGACACUCUGGACCUGAGCAGCCCCACAGGGCUGAAAGAGCUAUGCACUCUACUAAAUGAGAACUACAUGGAAGAAGAUGACAACACCAUCAGAUUUAACUUCUCCCUGGAGUAUCUGCAAUGGGCUUUACAACCUCCUAACUGGCUGGCCCAGUGGCACUGUGGUGUGCGAGUAAACACCAAUAAGAAGUUAGUUGGAUUCAUCGCUGGUGUGCCCGCAGAUGUCCGUGUAUAUGAGACCCAGAAGCCGAUGGUCCAGGUCAAAUUCCUGUGUGUUCACAAGAAGCUGCGGCUCAAGCGGAUGACUCCGGUUCUGAUCCGGGAGCUCACCAGACGGGUCAACCUUCAGGGCCUCCGCCAGGCUGUCUUUACAGCUGGCAUUGUGCUGCCCACUCCACUAAGCUCCUGCAGAUACUGGCAUCGCCCUCUGAAUCCCCGAAAGCUGAUGGAGAUCAACUACCCAGGUCUGAGACAGAACAUGAACCUGCAGAGAGCUCGCAAGUUCAACCGCUUGCCUGAGGAGACAAAGACAAAAGGUUUGCGCCCCAUGACCAAAAAAGAUGUUGUGGGGACGCACUCACUACUCCAGACAAGCAGCAGCAAGUUUCACCUCAGCCCCAUCUUGUCUCUGGAGGAAGUAGAUCACUGGCUCCUGCCUCGGGAAAAUGUGAUUGACACCUAUGUGGUGGAGGCUGAUGAUGGCACACUGACUGAUGUGGUGAGUUUCUAUAGCGUCUCCUCCAAGGUGCUGAAUCAUCCAGUCCACACUGGCCUGAGAGCAGCUCAUCUCCUUUACAUUGCCUGUACUGCCACAGACCUGGCUGACCUCAUGGAGGACACAGUGGUCCUGGCUAAAUCUAAAGGUUUUGACAUCUUCUCUGCUCUCGAUGUGAUGGACAACAAGAAUUUCCUGGAGAAACUAAAGUUCAGCGUCAGUGACAAGAUCCUUCAUUACUACUUGUACAACUGGAUGUGUCCAAAAAUGAGCCCAGACAAGGUGGGUUUAGUGUUACCCAACUAACCUGCCACUGAGAGACGAAGGGAGUGGUGAAGAUGAGAGGACCAGAGUGAGUGGCAGGACAGUGGACAUCAAACUGCAUCAACAGCACGAAUUAGAGUUUAAAAUAUAAACUGACAAACUGCAAAAUACACUCUCAGAAAUCUGUGAA
Molecule: messenger RNA, 1598 nt
Organism: Toxotes jaculatrix (banded archerfish)
Lineage: Eukaryota; Metazoa; Chordata; Actinopteri; Toxotidae
Product: glycylpeptide N-tetradecanoyltransferase 1-like
Exons: 12
Coding region: 68-1450 (460 amino acids)
Biological process (GO): N-terminal peptidyl-glycine N-myristoylation
Cellular component (GO): cytoplasm
Molecular function (GO): glycylpeptide N-tetradecanoyltransferase activity
Source: RefSeq, a predicted model, not a curated record